GCGUGUGCCUUUUGAGUGACAACUCACAAUAGCCAGUUGUAUCGUGUCUAGCAUACAUAUGUAGGCUAGUGAAGAGGUUUGGUUUGAGAACUGAAAACAAUUAUCGCAAAUAUUAUUCGCUUUCGCUGCGUUGCAAAAUUUAUUAACAAAAACAACAGAAAAACCAAGUUAUGGUCUUGGUCAGCAACGAAUGGCAGAGUAACAAGGAUGACGAGCAGAAAUCCAACGUGGCAGCAUCAACAGCAGCAACGACAACAACAACCACAACAGCAGCAACUCCAGCAGCAGCAGCUUCUGUGGCUGUAAAUAAAGUUAAUUCCAUUGUCAACUCAUCAGAGCAGGAACUAACAGCACGUCAAGGAACUCAAAUUCCUGCUGUGGAUAUUUCAAAACGUCAGCAGCGAAUCAAUAAGAAAGCUUUAAGCAUAAUGGAACUAAACCGAAAGACCGAACAGGACCAGCUGCUGUUACGUGAAAAGCACGAGACCGAAGUGUGUGAGCUGCCUACGGAGAACAUCAACACGAACAUCAACAAUAGCAACAUUAACAACAGCAAUAGUAAUAUCAAUAUUAAUAUCAAUAGCAACAGCAACGAUGCCAACGACAAUCUGGAAAACCAGGAGAACAACAAUACAACACCUGCAGACACCUGUGAUUCCAAUACAAACACCUUGCAGGGUCAUCUGGCACAGCAGCAGGUGCAGUUGCAUCUGGCUAUCAAUUCGGUGCUAAAUUCCAACAACACAACGACGGGCAACAAUCUGUUUAGCUCGAUGGGUGCCUUACAAAUGCCUAACGAGACGGUUAAUGCGUCGGCGACAAUGAUCAACACGCAGGAGUUGACGCCGGGCGAGGCGAAGAUCAUCUUGCAGUGUGAGGGUAAAUCGCACAAGUUUGAGACGCGUACCAUUUCCCUGGCACCGAAUCAGGAGUGCAAGGUUGGACGACUCAUAGCCAAGAGCAAGGCGAGCGAGGGAAAUGCCAUAUUUGAUUGCAAGGUGCUAUCGCGUAAUCAUGCAAUGCUGUGGUACACGGCGGACGGACACUUUUGGGUGAAGGAUACCAAGUCCAGCAAUGGAACAUUCAUCAAUGACAACAAGCUUGGCAAUGAGCCUGCCGAAUUGCACUAUGGCGACACCGUCAAGUUUGGCGUCGAAGUCAUUGAGAAUUCACGCCAGGAGGUUCAUGGCUGCAUCAUUGCACGCGUCACCCUAUUCCUGCCCGACGGCCGGGAAGCCAUCUCAAUAGAGUCGGAUCAGGUGCAGCCGGCGGGACCGAAUCGAAUUAGUUACGAUGAAAUUCAGCGACUGAAUGCAUUUCUACAGGAGGCCUCGCAGCGCGAAAAGAUGCUCAAGGCGAAGCUCAGUAAUUUGCAGGGUGUCCUCGAUUCCACGCGCAAAAGCUCUUUCAUGUGCUGGCAGAGCAUGAUCACCGAGGAUCAGCUAAUACAUAAGAUCAAUCUGCUUGAAAAGAAGCUACAAAUGAUGGAGAAGAAUGUGCCCGAGAAUGCGUUGCGUAACGAGAUUGUCAAACUACUUGAUGAUAAGACCACGUAUCAGCUAACUGCCAAAGAGGCGCUGCGCAAGGUCUACCAGGAUCGAUGUGAUGCCAUGCAAAUGCUGUCCAAGAUGGAGAUGGCAUACACAACCUCGGACAACGAGUGCAGCAUAUUGCGGGCUCAGAUUGUGAACUCAAAGCAAACGCUGCAGGAUUUUAAUACACGAUUGGAGAUGCUGCAGUUGGAGUAUGCGGAAUAUAAGCAGGAAACACUGCGCCAGCAGCAAGAGGCUAAGGAACAGGAGGAGCAACGACUAGAACAGCUUAAGGAGCAUCUGAACGGGCAGGAGAUUGAAAUGGAACAGCUGCGCCAACAGCUGAUGCGACUGCAGCAAACAAAGGCUGAAUACGACAGCGAACAGGCGCUGCAGGAGCAACAGGCGCUGGAGCAACUGAAUGCAGUACUUGACAUCGAUGACGAUGACGACGACGACGAUGACGAAGAUGACGAUGAGGAUGACGACGACAAUGAUGAUGAGGACGAGGUCAAAGUAGCUGGCGACCAGAAAAAGGACGCUGACGAUAACGAGCCGCAGCUUGAAAAUGAUAAACAAACGACUCCAAGCAAACAAAAAUCGAGCAAAAAGAGGAAACGACAACAGAAGGAAAAAUUUGAAUUAAUGCACAAAGUAGUGCGCAAGGACACAAUGAUGAAGUGGCUUAAGAAUUCGGAUCUCAACAAGGGCGCAGACGGCGGUGAUGUAUUAAAUGCCAUAGUGAAUAAUGCCGACUCUGGCGAUGAGGACAAUGAUGAGAAGCAACAAAAGGAACGGGCAUCGCCAACGUCAGAGCUUAGUGCGGGCACCAAGCGGGAGACGGAAGCUGAAACGGCCAGCGAUGAGUUUAUACACAAAUCACCCAAGCACACGCUGCUCAAUGGCAUCCAGGAGGCGACACAUGGCAUCCACAAGCUGGAAACUCAGCAGACGCUGAUCCAUCGUGGUGUAGAGGAUGCAGAUUUGCCACAAGAGCAUGCAAUCGAUAUGCUGCAAGAGGAAUGUACAUUCUACAAGCAGAAAUCACUCACACUGACCAAUGACAUUGGCGAGCUUCAGGAGCAAAUGAAGUUGCUUCGAGAGCAGCUAGCAUUGCAACAACAGCAGCAGCAACAACAACCACAACCCCAAGAAAUGGAGCACAGUUUCAGUGGUACGGACGCGACAGAAGAAGAAAAGGAGCAGCUAGAACCGAAAGUUGCCAAGGAUGUUGAUGGCGAGCUAUCAUCAAGUUGGCGAGAAGAACUUAACACCAUUGACAAUGAAGAGCGCGAAGAGGAGCUAAUCGUGUACAAGGAACGCUUGGAGCUAUCAGAGAUGAGCAAUCUCCAACUACGCGAUGAAAUCUCAAAGCUGCGCCUCAAACAGCCCAUCGGCUAUGACAAUCUGCUUUAUCGCCGUGCCCUUCCCUUGGGCGCAAUGGUGCUGGCCGUGAUUAUUUAUUUCCUGACCACCCGAAUCUAAAAUAACGCCCAUACACUCACACACUCACUCACUCACAUACCACAGCAUCAACCACAACAACAAAAAACGUCGUACCUAAUGCAAAACGAGAUUCAAUAAUCAUAUAUACAAUACAUACUACAUCAUGUUGGGUGGGGGCAAGUGGAGUGAAUGCAACAAGAAACUGGUGUAAAGUAUGCAAAUCGGAUUGACGCAGUUAUACAGUUACAUAUUUAUAUCUAUAUACAUAUAUACUUAUACAUUUAUAAUCGAGCUUUACUCGCUAAUUUGUAUUCUGUUCUUAACCGCAAUUAAUAUUUGGAUCGCAAAAUUUUUAGUCGUAAAUUUGAAAUGAAACGAACAAAAAGAAAAAUGAAUAACGAUAAAAUGAAAAACCGUAAAUAACAACAAACACGAGGAUAGUUAAUUUGAACUUAAUUUUAUUUAAAGCAAUUCUCUUUUAUGAUUUUUUGAUAUGAACUAUUUUGAUGGUGCGAUGAUCUAAGUAUGAGAGCCUUCGACUUGUGUACAAAUCUAGGAGAGCAGAAGCACUAGAAACCAGCUGGCGGCGAAGCAUUAAGUUUAGCAUUAAGUUGCAAUUAUUUACCAUUACCAGCUAUGUUUUAUAAAACUAUAUUUACGUAUUCUAAAUGUUGAUUUAUGUACUAUAUUUAGUUGAUUUUAUUUCCGUCGUCCCUUUGUAAGCGAACGUGCGUGUAAACAAUUAUAUUUUCCGAAGUGAAACGAAACAAAUA
Drosophila innubila is the source of this 3751-nucleotide messenger RNA. RefSeq names its product sarcolemmal membrane-associated protein (gene Slmap). The transcript has 5 exons. NCBI's taxonomy places the organism in Eukaryota, Metazoa, Arthropoda, Insecta, Diptera, Drosophilidae. Bases 171 to 3017 code for a protein of 948 amino acids. Gene Ontology annotation, molecular function: protein binding. The record is from RefSeq and is a predicted model, not a curated record.